AUGGGCAAGAACAAUAAACGAAAGCGAACCGCAGCCAUCCCUGCUCAACCUGCAAAACUACCUACACCACCUAGUGAUUCACCUUCUUCAACCACUUUGAUCGAAUCAGAGGACUUGGAAUGUACGAUCAACGUUCUUGAGACGUUAUGUGAAUUCCCAGAUGAACUGAGUGAGAAAGAGAUGAAAGUGCUGAAGAGAAAAGUACAUGAGCUGUAUAGAGUCAUGGCUGAUGGAUCUGGAUUGGGUAACUCUUUGACUUCGAAAAUAUCAACAGCAUUAUCAGAUUAUCGAUUUACCGAUGCCUUGAUAUACUUGUUCGAAAUGUAUACUCGAAAAUUACAUCCUAAACUAGGCGCAUUGCAAAGAUGGGUAAGGGAAUGUGAUGCUACUUCAGGUGCGGAUGGUAGUCCAGGGGAUCUAGAAGCUUUGAAAUGUUUGGAUAUGAUAUUGAGAAUAGCAAAUAUGUCACAUACUUCUGAUGUAUCAGAUGAACGAAAAGUUCUGGGGACAAAAGGAAGUCUCAAUGACAAGAAGAUUGGAGGUGGAGGUGGGGGGAUGGAUGAUAAUGAUGUUGUCAGAAGAAAACAGGUUUGGAAAGCUAGAGAAAAUACUCAAGGUGAGAUUCGAAUUUGGGAAAAAAUCAAGAAUGGAACGUUAUUCGAUACACCACCUACAUUACCAUUCCCGAAUUUCCUACCUGUCCACCACGUUCGCGCUGCAGAGAGGAAACCUCCUAAUCUAUACGAUUCAACAGUAUACGGUUCAUCUCCAGGAGCUAUCAGUCUUUUGGAAACCUCGCAAAGAACGAAACCGAGUAAAGUGGACGUACCUGGAGUUCCGGGUGCUUUUGUAGUUUUAGACGUUUUCACCCCUGAAGAAUGUUUACAAAUCGUUAAAGCUGCAGAAGCGAUCGGGUGGGAAAAAGAUGAAGCUGCUGGAGGAUCCGCAAUCAACAAGACAUCUAUAUUAGCGAAAAACUUUGUUUGGCUAUCUGAUUCUUCAUUCCUCGAUCAUUUUUAUUCAUCUAUACUUCCCUUCGUACCUGCGACUGCACCUUUAAGCGUGGAUGGCAAUGGAGGCGGAAAAGUCAGAGGCAUAAAUGCUAGAUUUAGGGUAUAUCAAUAUACGGAGAAUCAACUGUACAGGCCCCAUAUAGAUGGUGCUUGGCCAGCAGCUGGAUUAGACCCCACCACAGGAGAAUACCUGCACGAUUCAUCGCCACCGGAAGACCCAUUAUGGUCCAGAUACACUUUACUGGUAUACCUCAAUGGAGAAGGUGAUAUACCAAAAGAUACUGGAUGUACUACGUUCUUUUUGCCUUCUGAUAGGAUCGGAUUGAUGGAAGCCACAAGUGUAAGACCUAUUCAAGGUGCUGUAUUAUGCUUCCCCCACGGAGAUACAACAGGUUCAUUGCUUCAUGAAGGCUCGGCAGUAGGUUCAGGAGGGGUCAAAUAUGUCAUUCGAACGGAUCUGCUAUAUGAGGCUAAAGGUUUCGGUCAAUUCAAACCUCCUGCAAGCGUCGGUGUCAAACAAGGAGGCAAAGAGGAAGAAGGUAUUGGGGGUUAG
Molecule: messenger RNA, 1566 nt
Organism: Kwoniella shivajii
Lineage: Eukaryota; Fungi; Basidiomycota; Tremellomycetes; Tremellales; Cryptococcaceae
Exons: 7
Coding region: 1-1566 (521 amino acids)
Biological process (GO): peptidyl-proline hydroxylation to 4-hydroxy-L-proline
Cellular component (GO): endoplasmic reticulum
Molecular function (GO): L-ascorbic acid binding; procollagen-proline 4-dioxygenase activity; iron ion binding
Source: RefSeq, a predicted model, not a curated record